AUGGACGGGGUGCUUUUAUUCUUUCUCUAUCAUCAGGUGAAGUAUCACUAUAUUAGAAGAUGGAAGUCACAAGUUCAGUAUUUAUCCUUCAUCUCGUUAUAUGCCAAAGAUGAAUCGGGAGAACCAUUGCGGUUGAAUUGCUGUCGACAAUCUGAUUUUGUUGACAUUUCCAGUUCUAGUGAUAGUGCCUGGGCAUUUUGGAGGGCGCUUCCAUACAAACAUGACAUCUAUGAUGGUGAUGUUGACUUGGAGACAUAUCUUCCACAAACUAAAAAUAUAUUUUAUCUUGUGAACAAGAAGAAUGAUUGUGCUUUAGCUUUUGUUAAUGGGGUCCUGGAAGUUGUCAGCAAUCCUGGACACCCGUUUAAGUUUAAAGUAUUUCAUGAUCCUUCUCCAUAUGUUGGCAAUGUUUUAUUGGAUGGCAUUCUAGAGAAGGAAUUUGGAAAAAUCAUGCUACAUGAUUCAUGUAUAAGUGAGGGAAAAGAUAUUAGUCAGCGAGGAAGUUCUUUUGGUGUAACUGUGUCGGUGGACAAGGUUUCUUUGACCAUCGUCCAUGAACUUUCGGACUCCAAGGAAAAGUAUCCCCUCCUCCAGGGUUCAAUUAGUACUACUGAAGUUGUUAUACAGAUAUCGAAUGCUAAAGUUCGGGUUAUGAGCAGGCUGGAGAUUUUGCUGUAUUACUUUGACUCCCAGAAAAAUAUGUGGAGAGAACUCAUGCAUCCAUUAGAAAUUGAUGUUUUCUACCGCUAUAGAUUUCAGACCCAGGGAUCAGAAAAUAUUAUCCACUGGGUGCCUGGCCAUUUCUAUGCUAGAUUGAAAGAGUUGAGUAUGACAAUGACUGAGCUUUCUUUGGACAUUAUUCUCUUUGUCAUUGGGGAGUUGAAUCUGGCCGGUCCUUACUCUGUAAGGAUCUCGACAAUUUUGGCCAAUUGCUGCAAGGUUGAAAACCAGUCAGGCUUAUCCCUUAUUUGUCAGUUCUAUGAUAAUCAAGAUGUAUCAGUUGCAGGAAGACACUCCACUACCAUUUUCUUGAGGCACUUGGCUUUGGCAAAUCGGCCUCCGGAAGCGUCAUUCUUCUCUAUCCAGCUUACGGAGAGAGGAUUUCUCUCUACUUCUCCACUUCAUCUUUCACUCUUGGACACCCAGUCAUUCGCGUGGAGACCACGUAUAGUAUCUCUACAAGAGUCAAAAACUUUCCCUGGUCCAUUUCUUGUGGCUGAAGUUUCACCCAGGACUGAGGAUUGCUUGACAAUCGUCGUCUCUCCAUUACUAAAGAUACACAAUGAUACUGAUUUCUCAAUGGAGCUGCGUUUUCAACGCCCUCAGCAUAAGGAAGUUGAUUAUGCUUCUGUGAUGCUUAAGGCCGGGGACACAGUUGACGAUUCUAUGGCAGCCUUUGGUGCCAUAAAUCUCUCUGGCGAACGAAAGAAGACACUAAAUUCUUUGAGUGUUGGUAAUUUCCUAUUUUCUUUUAGACCUGAAGUUACAGAUGACUUAACAAAUUUUGAGAAUCCAUCAGCUUGCUGGUCGGAUGAUCUUAGAGGUGGAAAGCCUGUUCGACUAUCUGGGAUAUUUGAUAAACUUACUUACCAAGUGCGGAAAGCAUUUUCCUUUCAAUCAAUGAAAUAUUCUUUAAGUACAGCACAUUGUGAUAUUAAGUCAAAGGAUGGACGUGUAGCAAAGAUUCAUUUUCUGAUUGAAAGCACUGGGAAAGAUGUACCUAUCGUACAUCCAGAUAACUUUGGGUAUGCGCGUGUAGAUAAAAGUUCGCCAGUUGCCUUGCAAGAGCAGAAAGAAAUCUUUCUGCUUCCUACUGUUCACUUCUCCAACUUCUUAGAUAUGGAGAUUCAUGUGAGACUCAGUGAUACAGGUCUGCCGUCUACUAAUGGUGUUGACUGCAUAUGCAAUGAGGCAACUAUUCCCUCUGCGUCGUCUGUAAACUUAUAUACAAAUCCUGCUGCUAUUUAUUUUAUUGUUACCUUAACUUCAUUUGGUACAAGCUGCAAACCAAUAAAUAGUAGCGACAGUGCGAAACGGCUGCAGAAGCGCAAAACUAAAGUUCAGUUUUUGGAUAUCGAAUUAGAUUUUGGCAAUGGCAAGUAUUUUGCAUUGCUUAGAUUAUCUCGUGGACAGAGAGGGAUAUUGGAGGCUGCUGUCUUUACUUCUUACACCUUGGAGAAUAAUACCGAAUUUUCUUUAUUCUAUUUUCCUGCAAAUCACAAGCUUGUUUCUAGGCACGAGGUGGAAAAUAUUGCUUCUGCGGUGCCUCCAGAAUUAGGAUCUUAUCUUCCUCCCGGAUCAACAAAAUCAUGGUUCAGCAAAUGCCACAAGGUGCACAUUACACUCUUGGAUGAGAGAGCCUCUAAAGCACCCUUGGACUUGGAUGCUUUAUCAGGCCUUACGGAGGUGAACCUUGAAGUGGAAGGAAAAUCUGGUUCCAAAACUGUUACAAAGUUAGGAGUUUCUUUGAAACCAUCUGUUAGCAAAGUAGUUCCACUGCAGGUUGUAUCAAUGUAUCCCAGAUACGUCAUACUAAAUGAGUCAGAUGAAGUCAUCACUGUCCGUCAAUGUUUUUUGGAGGAGGAUGGGACUGACACAACUGUUACACUCAACAGUAAGCAGAGAGCAGCUUUAACUUUGAGGAGUGGAAAUGGGAUGGCAACAAUUAAAAGACGCACCCUCUUUGAGAAUUUUCUCAAAAAGCAUUCAAAAUCCCAAAAUGAUUCGUCAUUUUUUGUCCAAUUUCAACCCAAUAAGGCCAGUUUCUCCUGGUCUGGGCCAGUUUGUAUUGCUUCACUUGGACGAUUUUUUCUUAAAUUCAAGAAGUCGACCGAGUAUUCUGUUCAACAACCAGAUCCUGCAACUCAGCAUAACUCAUCCAUGUGUGAAUUUGCCACUGUUCAUGUGGUUGAAGAUGGUCCUACAAUUGUUUUACGCUUCUGUUGGCCAGCAAAUAUGGACCUGCCUUACCGGAUUGAAAAUCGCUUGGAAAAUACUUCUAUUACAUAUUAUCAGAAGGAGGGUUUAACAGAGCCGGAGGUUUUGGCAUCUGGAAGUAGUGUUGGCUAUGUCUGGGAUGACCUGACACAUGCUCAUAAGCUUGUUGUCCAGAUUGACGCUGUACAUCUACUACGUGAAAUAAACUUGGAUAAAGUACGUGAAUGGAAACCAUUUUACAGGAUUAAGCAACAGAGAGGUCUAGGGUUUCACUUACCUCUGGAAAAGAAGACAGAAGAUUCAAAGAAAAAUAGAUAUGGGCAGUUAACUGGCAUGGAGAUCAUUAAGUUGGGUUAUGAAGUAUAUGCAGAGGGCUUGACUAGGGUUCUGAGAAUUUGUGAGUUUUCUGAUAGACGCAGAGGGGACACUUCAUUCCAUUCCUGCACAAAGAUGCAGCUAAGAAUUUCCUAUUUUGCAAUUCAAUUACUGGAACGUGCAAAGCAACUUGAUUUCAACCUCGAUGAAGAGACAUUAAUGAGAAUUGUUCCUUUCUGGAGAACGUCCCUCAGCGAUACAAAUACUCCAAGUCAAAAGUAUUACAUUGAUCAUUUUGAGAUCCAUCCUGUUAAGGUUGUGGCAAGCUUUCUUCCUGGGGAAUCUUAUGCCAGCUAUAGCUCCACGCAGGAGACGCUAAGAUCUUUACUUCACAGUGUUAUAAAGAUACCUACCAUAAAAAAUAUGAUAGUAGAGCUCAAUGGCAUCCUUGUAACUCAUGCAUUGGUCACUUUCCGGGAGUUGUCAAUUAAAUGUGCCCAACACUAUUCCUGGUACGCAAUGAGAGCAAUCUACAUUGCAAAGGGAAGUCCCCUGCUGCCACCAGCUUUUGCUUCUAUUUUUGAUGACCUAGCUUCAUCAUCUCUCGACGUUUUCUUUGAUCCUUCUAGUGGGCUUCUUAAUCUUCCUGGACUCACCAUUGGUACUUUCAAACUCAUUAGUAAAUGUAUUGAUGGUAAAGGGUUUUCUGGAACAAAAAGAUACUUCGGUGAUCUAGGGAAAACUUUAAAGUCAGCAGGAUCAAAUAUCCUUUUUGCUGCUGUCACUGAAAUAUCAGACUCGGUUCUGAAAGGAGCAGAAGCUAGCGGGUUAAAUGGAAUGGUGUAUGGUUUUCAUCAAGGAAUACUUAAAUUGGCAAUGGAACCUACGUUACUGGGGAGUGCUUUCAUGGAAGGUGGCCCUGAUCGAAAAAUUAGGCUUGAUCGAAGCCCUGGGGUUGAUGAGCUUUACAUUGAAGGGUAUCUGCAGGCCAUGUUAGAUACAUUGUAUAAGCAAGAAUACCUGACAGUCAGAGUCAUUGACAACCAGGUUAUCCUCAAGAACCUACCACCAAGCAGUUCUCUUAUAGAGGAGAUUGUGGAACGCGUGAAGGGAUUUCUUAUGAGCAAAGCAUUGUUGAAAGGAGAUCCUUCAAUAGCUUCUCGUUCCUUGCGUCACAUUAGAGGGGAACGUGAAUGGAAACUAGUACCAACAGUGCUGACCUUGUUUGAACACCUUUUUGUGAGUUUUGCAAUUCGGGUGUUACGGAAGCAAGCUAGUAAAGUAGUUGGGAAAGUAAAUUGGAAGCAGAAAGUUGAAGCUGAUGAUCAAAAAGCCAUUGUACCCACAUCUGGGGGUGGUUACCAAAAGCUGAGCUUUGUCUGGAAAUGGGGAAUCGGAAAGUUUGUUUUGUCAGGGAUGCUAGCAUAUGUGGAUGGACGAUUAUGUCGCUAUAUUCCUAAUCCUAUAGCCAGAAGGAUUGUUAGUGGCUUCUUGUUAAGUUUUCUGGAGAGAAACGACGAAUAAUUAUCGUUUUCUUAAGCUUUGUCAUUAAAUAUAAAUGGCAAGUGCACUUUAUUCAGAGGUUUCCUUAUCAAAGGAUAAAGAUCACCCCCUCCCCUUUCAAUCAUAUGAUGAUAUUUGAUUGGCUAUGGAAUUUAAGAAAUAUUUUCGAUACAAAAGUUAAUUAUUUAUAAUAUCCCAAAUAUCUAGUAUCUAGAGGUUAAUGGUUUGGUUUUCGAUGUGUAAUGUCAUCUUUAGGCGAACAGGUUGUAACAGUUAACCAUGAAGGGUAUGAUUGGAGGAGGAAUGCCCUUAGAUCAUGAAUGAAUUGUGUUACUUCGUUUUAUAUA
Messenger RNA from Nicotiana tabacum (common tobacco), 5102 nucleotides. Lineage: Eukaryota; Viridiplantae; Streptophyta; Magnoliopsida; Solanales; Solanaceae. The record is from RefSeq and is a predicted model, not a curated record.